UCCUGCUGUAAACAUUCUGGAAAACUUCCUGAAACCCUCAAUCCGCCAGCCAAGACAGACAAGACGGAGACAGCUCUAUCGGCGACGUGCAUGUUGUUGUUUUUUGUAGUGCCUCAAUUACUGCCAGGCUGCAUUUAAACCCGCGUGACUCAAUUCAAAGUUAAAAAAGCAUCAUCAUGGCACCAAAGAGACGCUCUGCUUCCGCUGCCAAGGCUGGCGGCAAGAAGGUGAAGCAAGAACCCGAACAACCAAAGCCAAAGGAUGCCUUCACCUCUACCAAAGAAGCCCUUAUGGCUGCAGGACCACAAUUCAAAGGCAAGAGGAAGGUGGAUGAGCACUGCUCACUGUCAAACACUGGAGAGGUGUAUGAAGACUAUGACUGCAUGCUCAAUCAGACCAACAUUGGACAAAACAACAACAAGUUUUAUGUAAUCCAGCUCAUUAAAGAUUCCAACAAGUACUAUUCAUGGAACAGAUGGGGCAGAGUGGGUGAAGUGGGACAAUCCAAACUUAAUUCAUUUCCGAAUGCUGAGAACGCUGUGAAGGACUUUGAGAAGAAGUUUAAGGACAAGACGAAGAACAACUGGAGCGAUCGCAUGAAUUUUGUCUCUCACUCCGGGAAGUACACCUUGAUCGAGGUGGAUGGGGAGCAGGAUGCUGAGGUUAAGGUGGAGAGUGUUGAUGGGAAAGCAGUCAAAGUGACUAAAAAUGUUCUACCCUGCACCCUUGACGAGGCUACAUCGGCGCUCAUCCACCUCAUAUUCAGUAAUGACAUGUUCAAGGAGGCGAUGGAAUGCAUGAACUUAGACAUCAAGAAGAUGCCUUUGGGUAAGCUCAGUAAGAUGCAGAUUGCAAAAGGAUUUGAGGUGCUGGAGGAGAUUGAAGCAGCCUUGAACCAAAGCAGAAACAGAAAUUCACGUCUUCAAGAGCUCUCCUCCAAGUUCUUUACCACCAUCCCGCAUAACUUUGGUCGGAAUCGACCUCCGACCAUUGAGUGCAAAGAUACUGUGGACAGAAAGAAAGGGAUGCUAAUGGUUCUGGCUGAUAUUGAGCUGGCCCAGACAUUGAAGUCAGAGACGGAGAAGGCCCAGGAAGAGAUGGUAGAGACUGUUCCUCACCCUCUUGACCAGGACUACAAUUCUCUCAAGUGCAAGCUCUCUCUGAUGGACAAAUCCACAGCGCGAUAUAAGAUCAUACAAAAGUAUCUGUCAAAAACAGCGGGCCAAUUUAAGCCGAAAAUUGUCAAUGUUUGGGAAAUUGCCAGAGAGUUUGAGGGGGAGCGUUUUAAAGAGCAUGACGCACUGGAUAACCGGCGUUUGCUGUGGCAUGGCACAAACAUAGCAGUUGUGGCCGCCAUUCUUAAGAGCGGCUUGAGGAUCAUGCCCCAUUCAGGUGGUCGUGUUGGUCGGGGUAUCUAUUUUGCAUCGGAAAACAGAAAGUCAGCAGGUUAUGUGCGCACCUCUAAGAACACGGGCGUGAUGUUUCUGAGUGAAGUGGCGCUUGGGAAAGAGCAUACCAUCACCAGAGACAACUCGUCCCUGAAAAAGGCUCCAGCUGGAUUUGAUUGCGUAGUUGCACGGGGACAGGUGGAACCAGAUGCCUCUAAAGAUGUCUUCAUCACCCUGGAGGGCAAGAAGGUCGCCGUCCCACAGGGUGAGCCCAUACAGCAGUCGCAGUACUCUGAGAGCCACUUCUACAACAGCGAAUAUCUCAUCUACAAAGAGAGUCAGUGUUGCCUCCGCUAUCUGCUUGAGCUAAAUAUGUAACAUCAGGAAAAGGCCUGGCUGUGCCUUUUUGUCACUUAAAGCUAUGAAGAAGAUAUCCCUGAAUGUAUGCUAAUUAAUGCACAGACUUGCACUCAAAUUAAUGCACCUUUUAUAAUUUAGCAUCUAAAGGCGUAAUCUUACUGAAUCUGCUUUGAUUGAUUGCGCAGGUAUAUCUAAUGUUGUGGCUGGUGAUUGUUGAAGAAUCUUGGUCAACGCAUUGUUUGCAUUUUAGAGCUCAUUCUAUUCUACAAAAAAUCUAACUUUGGCAUCUGUAUACUACUUCAGCAUAUUUGUAGUUUAUUUUCUACAGCAGAUCGGCCUUAGAAUGACUGUAUGUAAUGACGUGUUUACAGGACAAAAGGUGUAAAGUGCAAUUUUACGACUAAUCCCAAAGCACUGUCGCUAUCUUUUUUUGCGCUGCUAACUAAUACCUGGAGAGAAACUUCUUAUGCAAACUUCUUAUAUGUGAGUCGUCAUAUUUCACAUUGUCUGCUUGAAAUUUGACCAAACAGCACCACAUGGUGUCAGUAGAAUGACCAACAUGCGGUGAUGUUUAUUUGCAUUCGAAGGCAGAACUAAUAAAUCUGUGUC
Messenger RNA from Dunckerocampus dactyliophorus (ringed pipefish), 2357 nucleotides. It is a transcript of the gene parp3, whose product is annotated as poly (ADP-ribose) polymerase family, member 3. Lineage: Eukaryota; Metazoa; Chordata; Actinopteri; Syngnathiformes; Syngnathidae. Gene Ontology annotation, cellular component: site of double-strand break. The record is from RefSeq and is a predicted model, not a curated record. Bases 177 to 1766 code for a protein of 529 amino acids. Gene Ontology annotation, molecular function: NAD+ poly-ADP-ribosyltransferase activity. The transcript is spliced from 11 exons.